AUGACGGACAUCCCGGCCGCCAACGGACACGAGAUCUACAUUGGGUCGAUCCCCUACUCGGUGUGUGAGGACACGUUGAUCCCCAUGAUGGAGAAAUGUGGCACUAUCUACGACCUCCGAAUGAUGGUGGAUGCCGCCACUGGACGGAACAAGGGAUUCUGUUUUGUGACCUUCGUGGAGGACGACGCCGUGGACAUUGCAGUCAAGAAAUACAACGGAGUGGAAUUGAAGGCGGGAAUGAAGAUACGAGUGAAUCCUUCCAUCCCUAACCUCAAAUUGUCGUUGUCCAAUCUGCCUAUGAAUAAGGAGGCGAGUGAGUUGAUGGAGGAGUUCAAUAAGUUGUUGGAUGGAGUGCUGAAUGUGGAGUUGACGGGGCCUGGUUGUUGUACAAUCCACUUUGAUCGACACAAGAAUGCUUCCUCCAGCAAAAGAAAGUUGUUUACUGGGCGAGUGAGGCCGUUCGACCAGUUGGUGGGGGUUGACUGGUUUGUGGUGAAUGAGGAGAACGGGGAGGAGGAUGUCAAGGUGUUGUUUGUGAGGAAUAUUGACGCGGACAUGUCUGAUGCUGAAUAUUCGGAUAUUUUCAGCAGAUUUGGCAGUGUUAUGCGGAUAAAUCGUUUUACUAAUCAUUUAUUCGUUCAUUAUGUUGACCGAAAGGCAGCAGAGAAGGCACUCGGCAAAAUGGAUAAGAAGGUGGUGUUUGUCGACAUGUCCUAG
Messenger RNA from Octopus sinensis (East Asian common octopus), 717 nucleotides. RefSeq names its product heterogeneous nuclear ribonucleoprotein R-like. Gene Ontology annotation, molecular function: mRNA binding. The transcript has a single exon. Gene Ontology annotation, cellular component: nucleus; ribonucleoprotein complex. The record is from RefSeq and is a predicted model, not a curated record. Bases 1 to 717 code for a protein of 238 amino acids. Lineage: Eukaryota; Metazoa; Mollusca; Cephalopoda; Octopoda; Octopodidae.